UCUUCCGAGACUCCGUUUCUCUAUUCUGCUGUUCAGUACUCUCUCUCUCUCUCUCUCUCUCUCUCUCCCAGUAAUGUCUAUAAAUUACAAAAUCAGUUAAACUAUGAGACAUGGGAUUUUUCCGACGAAUUUUUGGCGCCAAAAAGGCCGGGUCUUCUCCGCCUUCCAAAGAGAAGAGGAGGUGGAGCUUUGCUAGAUCUUCCAAUUCAAUUCCGUCGCAUUCCAAUAAGCUCGACACUUUAUCAGGUCCGUAUGGUGACAAUUUGGACGCGAACAAGCACGCCAUUGCUGUGGCAGCAGCCACUGCGGCUGUUGCGGAGGCCGCACUCGCGGCCGCUCAAGCUGCAGCAGAGGUUGUGAGAUUGACUACUGUCGGCGGUGGCGGUGGUGGGGGAAGAAGUACUACUGCCUCAGCUCCUGUCAUUGACGCUCACCGCCGGUGGGCGGAGGUGGCCGCUAUCAAGAUACAGUCGGCUUUUCGUGGUUAUCUGGCAAGGAGAGCACUAAGAGCACUGAAAGCAUUAGUUAAGCUCCAAGCAUUAGUGAGAGGCCAUAUUGUGAGAAAGCAAACAGCUGACAUGCUUCGGCGCAUGCAAACAUUGGUGAGGUUGCAGGCUCGGGCACGUGCUAAUCGAACUCAUAUACCAGAAUUGCGACAUUCUACUAGCAAGUCUUCUCAGUCACAUCAUACAGUCACUACAAGUCAUGUCAAGGAUCACCUACUUCAUGAUUAUAGUACUAAAUUUGAUGGGCCCUCAAUUCUUAAGAGAUGUGGUUCAAAUUCGAACUUCAGAGAUGAAUCAAAACUAGGUUCAAAUUGGUUAGAUCAUUGGAUGGAUGAAAGUUUUUGGAACAAGCAUGGUAGCAUUCCAAUGAGAAGUCAUCUUGCUGAUGAUGAAAAGAGUGACAAGAUCCUUGAAGUGGAUACUUGGAAGCCCCACAUGAAAUCCCAACAAAGUAUCAGAGCCUUUCAGACGUUGCAGCAUGGUUUGGCUUCAGAAAAUAACAGCCAGAGCUUUACAACAUUCGAAUCACCAUCCAAAGCAACAAAUCAAAUGCCAAAUGUCUCUUCAGGAGAAGUUUUGUUAGUAAACACUCUUAAAGUUCCCCUUGGAAAAGAUGAAGCAGCUUUUAGGACUGUGGAGAACAGCUCCAAUGCGUUUUCCCCAUCAUCUAGACCCGGAAGCAGUGGUAGAAGAGGUCCUUUUACCCCCACAAGGAGUGAGUGUGCAUGGGGAUUUUUUAAUGGCUACUCAGGCUACCCAAACUACAUGGCUAACACAGAAUCCUUCCGGGCUAAGGUCAGAUCACAAAGUGCCCCAAGGCAGAGGCUAGAGUUUGAAAAGUAUAAUUCGAGCAAAAGAUCUGGCCAAGGGUUUUUUGAUGCAGACACUAUUUCAGAAAGGGGCUUUGCUCAACAGCCCAACUUUAGAAACAGAGCUUAUCCAGCAUCCGGUCGCAUGAAUUUGAAUAGACCAGCAAGCACCGAUUUGAGGUGACAACCACUUUCUUUUCUAAUUGUCUUCUUUUUUCAUCUUUUUCUAAAUUCUUCUUCUCCUUUCCAAUGUGUGUGAAAAUGCUGUUAUUGUAAUUAUUUGAUCAUGAUCUCACUUUGUUUGCCCUUACAGAAACGAACUUGAAUAUUUCAAGUGUUUCUCCAAAAUUGUGAUUGUUUCUUGAUUCAUUCCGGUGAUUAAUGUUUUAUUAUUAUUAUUACAGUCGUGCUCAUAUUUUGUA
Molecule: messenger RNA, 1737 nt
Organism: Jatropha curcas
Lineage: Eukaryota; Viridiplantae; Streptophyta; Magnoliopsida; Malpighiales; Euphorbiaceae
Product: protein IQ-DOMAIN 23
Molecular function (GO): protein binding
Source: RefSeq, a predicted model, not a curated record